This is a messenger RNA of Oncorhynchus kisutch (coho salmon), 2478 nucleotides long. It is a transcript of the gene irf7, whose product is annotated as interferon regulatory factor 7. Gene Ontology annotation, biological process: regulation of transcription by RNA polymerase II; immune system process. Gene Ontology annotation, cellular component: nucleus. Gene Ontology annotation, molecular function: DNA-binding transcription factor activity, RNA polymerase II-specific; protein binding; RNA polymerase II cis-regulatory region sequence-specific DNA binding. The record is from RefSeq and is a predicted model, not a curated record. Bases 98 to 1609 code for a protein of 503 amino acids. Lineage: Eukaryota; Metazoa; Chordata; Actinopteri; Salmoniformes; Salmonidae. The transcript is spliced from 9 exons.
GGAACUUCCUCUAUCUGACAUCACGACGCCUAUAAAAAUAUUGGGCCAAUGUACCUGGAAACAAUUAGAAGAACGCGUAGUAGUACACUUCCAUUGUAUGACAGAAGUACGUGGCUCAGCAUUAAAGAUGCAAAGCCGCAACCCCAAACCUCAGUUUGCGGACUGGCUGAUAGAACAGGUGUGGACCGGGCAAUACGCCGGGUUGUGUUUUGUGGACAACAACAAGUUCAGAGUCCCGUGGAAACACAUCUCUAGGAAGGACUGCUGCGAGGACGACAGUAAAAUAUUCAGGGCAUGGGCAGUGGUCAGUGGUAAAAUCAACACACAUCCCAAUGACAAGGCAAAGUGGAAGACUAACUUCCGCUGUGUACUGAACAACCUGACCAAGCGUUUCAUGAUGGUGGAAGACCACUCCAAGGACUCAGACGAUCCCCAUAAAGUCUACCUGAUUAUCAACAAUGAGUCUAACUAUGGGAGCCCACACAUAGAGGAAAUUGCUGUGGAGGACUAUGACAUUGACAUCCACAGCUCUCUCACCUCUACAGGCUAUACCCCCCCAGGCAUGGAGCAUGAUAAUCUACUCAAGCUUGUGAACACCAUAGACCUGAACCGACAUACUGGUACAGCACACCUCCCACAUGUAGAAAGUCAACUCUACAAUGGGUUGUUUAUUACUCACACACAAAACAAACAAAUAUUGAGAAAGCUUUCUAAUGAGAUAAGAGGCCAGUUUUCUCAAAUCUCCCUUUUGUUCUUCUCCACAGAGGAGUGGGCAGAGACCUAUAUACACACACACCACCCAGUGGUACCAGAAGACUGCUACCCCUUCCAGCCUCUAACAGAGCCCCAGCCAGUCUCCCAGAACCCCUCACCACCACCAGUCCAAGUACCAGUACAGCAGCCAUACGACCACGUGAACCAGGAUGCCCUGCUCAACCUGCCUGCUGCCCAGCCGUCUCUCUGUGACCUGGAGAUCACCAUCUCCUACAGGAGGAGAGAGAUGCUGAAGACCCAGGUGUCAGGCCACAUGGUUCAGCUCCACUACCAGUGUGAUGUCCCUGAGCCCAACGCCCAGACCCUCUGCUUCCCUAGCACUGACGGCCUGCUAGACCACAAACAGAUUGAAUACACCAACUGCAUCCUAGGGAGUGUCCAAAGGGGUCUUCUCCUGGAGGUACGAAACACGGGUAUCUAUGGUUACCGGCAGGACAAAUGCCAUGUGUUCUCUAGUACUAGUGACCCCAGAGAGGCACACCCUGAACCCAGGAAGAUGCCCCAAAAUGAAAUGGUACAACUGUUGAGCUUCGACAAGUAUAUGACUGAGCUGAUAGCAUUUAAGGAGAACAGAGGAGGCUCUCCUGACUAUACCAUCCACAUGUGCUUUGGCGAGAAGUUCCCAGACGGAAAACCCCUGGAGAAGAAACUCAUCAUUGUCAAGGUGGUUCCCUUGAUCUGUCGUCACUUCCACGAGAUGGCCCAGGGGGAGGGGGCAUCUUCCCUCCAGAACGACAACAUCAGCCUGCAGAUCUCCCACCACAACAGCCUGAUGGAGCUUAUCAGUGCCACCUGGCCCGAUGGCCCAGAGCACACCAUGGGGCAAUAUUUCUAGACCACCAAUCGUAUCACAACCCCACCCAGCCACUUAGCACCUAUCUAGGAUUGGUACCACAUCCCCACCCACCAACCCACCCAGGCUAUCUAGGACUAGUACUAAAUAGACCUCUGGGUCUGUCCCAAUCACGCACUUUGGAUCUAUCCCAAAUUGGUCUUAUGGCUGUGUCCCUAACCCUGUACUUCUAGACCAGGAAUGGUAUCUAAUAGACCUCAGCUAGGUCUUGUUUAUUUAACUGGUCCAUUACUCUACUGAUUAGCUAUAUCACUAAUUUAAUAUUCCCUCAGGAAAAACAUUUUUACAAAAAGUAAAUUAUCUGAUCUGUAAUUAUGGUGGGAUCCAGACAGGAGGAGUCUGAAUGUAGACGCCUUCUGAUAGUGUCUGAAGCUCACAACACUCAAAACAGGUUUUAACAGACACACAGAGGUCUCCUGAAGAGGAGGCCUUACAGUUUAUCAUAACAUGAUGAAUCUAUGUAUCAUAUUGCUAGCAGUGUGUAAUGCACUAGGCGAGGCCAUCCUUCUCUUGUUAGGUUAACAGAGAAUAUGGCAUUGUAGCUGUUUUAUUACUGGUUUACAAUUGUUUGUGGGAUAGGUAUCAAAUCACCGUCUCAGCCUGUCUGUAUUGAGUGUCUCAUUUAGUGGUCUGUUCUCUUCUACUGAAGAAUUCCCAGCUUCUGUCCCUAUGGGUCACACUUUAAACCUGUCUUGGUCGCUCAAUCCUUCAGUCUGUGUUCUCUAUUAUUAUUUUGUCUUGAAAAAAUGUAUUUUAUUGUAUUGAAACUGAGCAAACAACUAUUUUAUUUUCAUUGAACAGCACAUUGUAUAGUAUGCAAAAUAGGACCAAUAAACUCUUUAUUAGGUCAA